This is a messenger RNA of Serendipita indica DSM 11827, 612 nucleotides long. The record is from the annotation of a GenBank genome assembly. NCBI's taxonomy places the organism in Eukaryota, Fungi, Basidiomycota, Agaricomycetes, Sebacinales, Serendipitaceae.
AUGAAUCACGUCUCGCCAACGACAAAUGCACACGCGGGUACACACCCGCAGGUUCGACAUGUCAAUCUAAUGGUCGAUACAAUCAUCACAAAUGUCGCCAGCGACGAUAUCCGAACGCUUGUCCGGGCUCUCCUCACCACCUCUCCCGCAAACGUCACAGACCAGUUUUGCUCACUUGCAAAGGCCCAUCUGCAUCACAUGCCCAUCCCUCCUGCUCCCGGCGCUCCAGACUUGUUCACCACGGACCCUAACCCUGCCCCUACCCCGGCAUUUGAGACAGUGCUUGCACGUGCCCGUGCACGCUACGGUGCCGGUCUCGGCUCCUCUAGUAUCCUCGUUCUUCUCCCAAUUGUCGACCUUGCCGCCUCGAUGCAGUGGGAAGAAGGCAGCGCAGUCGAAGAUGCCCUCUCGAUCGUCGACUGUGACAUUGCAGCCGCACUUCUCAACGCCAAAGAAGAGCUCAGGCAGCAAGGAUCCACCGCAGAUGAAGCAAAAGACGCUCUACGACGACUCCGCCACAGCUUGGAGGUUGUAGAAGAAAAAGUCGAAGAGUGGGGUGGCGAUUUCCCCUUUGAGCGUUCACAGGACGCUCUCGCUAGUAUGGAUCUCUGA